AUGGCGGCAGCUGACAUUGCUCCCCAAUUCGGGGCGGAGCUCAAGGACAAUUUUAAACCGGUUAAUGCUUGGGUAUCUAAUGGUAUCGCGUGGCUCGAUGAGAUCCAGCAAUUUUACCGUGAGCGCAGCGCCAUUGAGAAGGAGUAUGCGACCAAAUUGAGCGGACUAUGCCGGAAGUACCAAGACCGCAAAUCGAAGAAGAUCAGCUCCCUGAGCGUUGGCGAUACCCCUACGUUGACCCCCGGGUCCCUCGAGAGCGCAUCAUUGACAACGUGGACAACGCAAUUGAAUGCCAUAGAAUCGCACGCGGCUGAACGGGACAAAUAUGCAACGGAGCUGGUGGGACAUGUGGCCGAACCCUUGAAACAGGCCGCCGCUCAGUUCGAAGAGAUCCGCAAGUCCCAUGCAGACUACCACGCCAAACUCGAAAAAGAGCGUGAUGCGGCCUAUGGGGAGCUGAAGAAGGCAAAGGGCAAAUACGAUGGCGCAUGCCAGGAAGUCGAAUCGCGACGUAAAAAGACCGAGUCCUCAUUUGAUCAUGGGAAAGUCAAAGCCCAGGCGGCAUAUCAACAGCAAAUUCUCGAAAUGAACAACUACAAGAAUCUUUACCUCAUCCGUAUCAAUGUGACAAACAAGCUCAAGGAAAAGUUCUUCCACGAAUACGUCCCCGAUGUUCUGAAUGGUUUGCAAGAUCUCAAUGAAAUCAGGGUCAAGAAGCUGAAUGCCCUGUGGUGUCUCGCAGCGCAGCUAGAGAAAUCGUCUUUAACAAAUAGCCUCAACCAUUGCUCGAAUCUGCUCACCGAGAUCCCUCGCAAUGACCCGCGCCUCGAUUCUAUGAUGUUCCUCCAGCACAAUGUAUCUCAAAUUCAAGAGCCUGCCAAUAUGGGCUUCGAACCCAGCCCUGUCUGGCACGACGACGCCUCCAUCAUCACAGACGAGGCAGCCAAAGUCUUCUUGCGCAAUGUGCUGGGUAAAAGCAAGUCCCACGUCCGCGAGUUGCGGGUAGAGGCGGACAAGAAGCAACGCGAGGUGGAGAAUAGUAAAAAGGCACGCGAGGCUAUUCAGCAAGGGAAGGACAAGCGCAGCGAGGUAGAGGCAGUUCGAAGCAUCUUCUACCUGCAGGAGGCUCUGCACGAGAUUGAACGCAAGUGGGUGACGGCUGAGGUUGAGACGUCGACCAUCAUCUCCGUGGCAGGAGAUCUCUCUCUCGGCGCCAAGAAUCAUAAUUUCCGCUCGCAGACCUUCAAGAUCCCCACCAAUUGUGAUCUCUGUGGUGAGAGGAUCUGGGGAUUAUCCGCCAAGGGCUUUGAUUGUCUGGACUGUGGCUACACGUGCCACAGCAAAUGCCAGAUGAAAGUCCCCGCCGAAUGUCCCGGGGAACAAACCAAGGAAGAGAAGAAGAAGCUCAAGGUCAUCCGGCAGGAACAGGCAGGUGCCGCACCGGCCGUAGACAAUGGGUCUCCUCUUCAAUCACACGCAAAACCAUCUCUCACUCGGCAGAAUACGAUGAAUUCGCUCAGCUCCGGAUACGCUGCCAGCACGGCGCGUUCCAUGUCGACCUUGAAUGUUGGAGCCACCGCACCUACUGAGACUGGGCCGGACUCAUCUCCAGCUCCCGCGCCGGCUGCCAAGUCCGCCGGUGGUGCGAAGCGAAACCGAGUCCUUGCUCCGCCCCCGACGACAUACGUGAGUCCGUCGGCAGAUACGGAUACUCUUUCGCCUUUCAAAUCCUCAGAACCCAGAGGAAAGAUGGUCUACGCAUUCCAAGCAACUGGAGCCGACGAGUUGACAGUACAAGAAGGAGACGACGUGAGCAUUGUUGAGCCAGAUGAUGGCUCCGGCUGGAUGCGCGUCCGCGUCGGCUCCCAGGAGGGCCUCGUUCCAUCCUCAUACGUCGAAGCCGCCCCGACACCAUCCCCCGUGCCCUCCGCCAGCCCCGGCAUGACCGAUCGACCGGGCUCAACGUACUCCAAUUCAUCUGCCUCGCUAGCCGGCAGCGCCGCCACCAAGCGCGUAGGCCCAGCCGUGGCGCCCCGGCGCGGCGCCAAGAAGCUGCAGUACGUCGAGGCACUGUACGACUACGAAGCUCGAAGUGAUGCGGAGUGGUCGAUGACGGAGGGAGAUCGAUUUGUGCUGGUAAAUAGAGAUAGUGGAGAUGGAUGGGCAGAUGUCGAGCGAGGUGGGACCACGAAGAGUGUUCCCGCCAACUACAUCCAGGAAGUAUAG
Messenger RNA from Penicillium diatomitis, 2226 nucleotides. Its product is annotated as putative actin polymerization protein Bzz1. The transcript has 6 exons. The coding region runs from base 1 to 2226 and encodes 741 amino acids. NCBI's taxonomy places the organism in Eukaryota, Fungi, Ascomycota, Eurotiomycetes, Eurotiales, Aspergillaceae. Gene Ontology annotation, biological process: regulation of actin filament polymerization. The record is from RefSeq and is a predicted model, not a curated record. Gene Ontology annotation, molecular function: protein binding.